Molecule: messenger RNA, 2528 nt
Organism: Saccostrea cuccullata (small rock oyster)
Lineage: Eukaryota; Metazoa; Mollusca; Bivalvia; Ostreida; Ostreidae
Product: E3 ubiquitin-protein ligase TRIM71-like
Exons: 2
Coding region: 51-1748 (565 amino acids)
Molecular function (GO): zinc ion binding; protein binding
Source: RefSeq, a predicted model, not a curated record
GGAGAUCGAUCAAGGACAGACGCCAUUACUGAAGUCAGUCACAAAACCUAAUGAUGGACCCCCGUACCAGUGCCCAGGAUGUGAUGCGAUGUGACCUGUGUGAGACCGCUGUGGUACAGAUGCACUGUGAUACAUGUCUUGUCAACCUGUGUAAGGCCUGUGUGGGAGAACACUUUUCUGCUGAUCUCUCAAAACCUCAUAAAAUUGUUGACUUCAAAGACAGGAAAUCCACUCCCCUCCAUCCUAAAUGUAAGUCCCACGACAAGGAACAAUGUGAAAUGUACUGUAAACAGUGUGACAUUCCUGUCUGCAUCAGCUGCCUUGAAUCUAAUCAACAUUUAGGUCAUGAAUUAUCUAAAAUCUUGCGAGUUCUGGACGAAAUAAAGGAAGUGAUUACAAAAGAAAGAAAUGAAUUAAAUGAUAAAAUUUAUCCCACCUACCAGGACAUUGCCUCUGAUGUACAAAACAGAAUGAGUCAGUUAGAAAAGGAAUAUAGAGAUCUCUCAACAGCCAUAACAAAACAUGGAGAGGACUGGCACAGAGAAAUUGACAAACUUGUCAAGAAACUUAAAGCUAAAGUUGAUGAGAUGAAAAACACACAGUUACAAACUCUACAGAAACAUCUGGAUGAAAUAAACAAGACAAUGUCUGACAUCAAGGAUGAAAUCAAUUCAAUGGAAACUGUAAUAGACAACAAUGACAUGUCAAAACUGUUCAGUGUCACAUCCCAAGUGAAAAGAUACAGAAAUCUUCCUGACAAAGUCAUUCCAUUUUUACCUAAAUUCAUUCCAGGAAAUAUCAAAAGCAAAGAACUUGGUAAAAUGUUUGGAGUCUUGUCAUCAAGUUCUUUAACAUCAGAUAAACAUGGCUACAACAUGAAGACAACACAGAAAUCACCAGAAGCUGGAUCCUCUCCUCCAGUCAAACAACUGCUUGAUGAACCAAAGACUGUCACCACCAUAGACACUGGGUAUGAUAGACUUUACAAUGUGGCCUGUCUGAGUGAUGUAGAAAUCUGGACAAGUGGAUCUGACAGCAUCAUGAAACUCUACAGCAUCAAUCAGGGAUCACUACUCAAGUCAAUCACAACCAAGUCAGGGAAAAUACCAUAUGACAUAGCAGUGACAAAAAGUGGAGAUCUAGUUUAUACUAAUUACUUUGUCAGUGAUAGAACUGUGAACAUUGUGAAGAAUGAGAAGAUAGAGGAGGUGAUCAGACUACAGAACUGGAAACCUAAAGGUGUCUGUAGUACCUCCUCUGGUGACCUCCUGGUUAUCAUGAACAGUGAUGAUAACAAACAAACAAAAGUUGUCCGUUACUCUGGCUCCACAGAGAAACAAACCAUUCAGUUUGAUGAUAAAGGUAAACCUCUCUAUUCACCUAGUUCUCUUUAUCUAAGAUACAUUACUGAGAACAGGAACCUGGAUAUCUGUGUGUCUGAUAGUGACGCUAAAGCAGUAGUGGUGGUCAGUCUGGCCGGGAAACUGAGAUUCAGGUACACUGGACAUACUCCUGCUCCAAAGAACAAACCAUUCUAUCCACAAGGAAUCGCCACAGACAGUCAGAGUCACAUCCUUACAGCUGAUAUUGACAAUGAUUGUGUCCACAUCAUAGACCAGGAUGGACAGUUCCUCUGUUACAUAGACUGUGGACUGAGUUAUCCCUUGGGACUGUGUACAGAUACAAAUGACAAUCUGUUUGUUGCUCAAUUGGAAAAUAAACAAGUGAAGAAAAUCAAAUAUAUGUAGAUCUAUCUGCAGUGAUUUACAUUAUUGUGUUGUAGAAUUAGAGGUAUGUAAUAUACAUGUAACUGAUUUAUCAGUAUGGUUUAACUAUGGAAUCUUGUAAUAAUAUAUAUAUCAGUCUUAUUAUCAAAUAAUAUCUUUUACCAUUAAAAAAUAAUGGAUAUCCAUUGAAAAUAAGUUAAGCUUUGAUGUGUUUUAUAAUGUAUGCUUCUGAAAACGGUUUGUUUUGCUCAAUAUAGGCUGUACUAUAAAAAAAAACAUAAGGUUUUAGGAUAUUUCUCCAUACACAAAGCACUAUCUAAGAAUUUUUUUAAAACUGCCAAAAUAAUUCAAACCCAAUUUGAAAGAAUCUUUUCUUCUAAAUUUUAAAGUUGCGAAAUAAAUUUGACAAGAUUUCCAAUGCAUUAUUUGAGGAAAACUUUUUCAUAGUGGCUAUAUUUUUUUUCACACAAAAAUAUUUUUUCCAGCAAUUAUAUCUAAGAUAUACCCAAAAGUUUUAUUUAUCAUAUUUUAUCCAAUAUAUUACCUAAUUUUUCAUAUCAUUUAAUGAACUUGCACAGGGAAAUCAUCAAAUGUUAGACAGUAAUCACUUUGUAAUCUUGCCUUGUUUUUGUGAAUCAGAUGUCUACACUUGAAGAGAUAGAUUUCCUGUUGGUACUCGGUGUUACCAUAGGCCUCCAUUACACUCAGGGCAUCCUGUACACAGUUGGGCUUGUCUUGGACCAGGAUGUACUUUAUUAGGUCCUACAAAUAGAGAUGUUUUGAUGUUGAUGUGUGCUGUAU